Molecule: messenger RNA, 1344 nt
Organism: Ilex paraguariensis (yerba mate)
Lineage: Eukaryota; Viridiplantae; Streptophyta; Magnoliopsida; Aquifoliales; Aquifoliaceae
Source: the annotation of a GenBank genome assembly
CCAAAUCUCAGCCACUGCGCUCUCUCUCUCUCUCUCUCUCACACAUUCGGUGAUAUACAUGAUACAGUUUAAUUCCUCGAAUGUUCCCUAUAAACCCUAGUUCAAUCUUAUCCGCCUCAAAACCCCCCUUCCUCUCCCUCAGCAUUCUCUCUCCUCCGCCUUCCACCACCACCAUCCUCUGUCGAGCCGCGGCGGAUCCUCCGGUGGGCCCCUCAUUUCCGCGUUGGUGGUUCAGCUUCCCGGCAGCCGCGGACGCCGCCUCUAGCAGCGGCGCAAUCGGCCAAACCUCCGACGGUUCCGCCGCGGCUGAGAGGCGAAUUGCGAGUAACAAGAACACUAAGAUCAAUGCGAGAGAGAAGAGGUGGUCACGUGACCGUGAGAGCUACUUGGGUGACGAUGCUGACGCUCUUCCACUUCCCAUGACUUACCCAGACACAUCUCCGGUGUCGCCUGACGAGAUUGACCAGCGCCUCCGUUGUGACCCCAAAAUUGAGGAUUGUUACGACGUUGUGUAUGAAUGGACUGGAAAGUGUCGGAGUUGCCAAGGGUCAGGAUUUGUCAGUUACUAUAAUAAAAGAGGGAAGGAAAUUACCUGCAAAUGCAUACCCUGCCUUGGAAUUGGAUAUGUGCAGAAGAUAACAACACGAACAGAUAUUGAUGUCAUGGAGGAUUUGGAUAAUGGGAAACCACCUUGACACAAUUAACCAUGAAUAUUUUUUCCAACCCGGGAAUAUUAUUGUUACAACUUCGAUGAGCUCAUCUGCGUAUUAAUCCAUGCAGAAUUGUUGUAAUUCUUAAGCAACUCUUCGUUGCAUUUUUUUUACUUAAUUUUGUUGCACUUAAACAAAAGGAUGAUUCUCUUAUAUUUUGUUUUGUUGUUGAUGAGUGACAACAAAAGGAGAUGUUGGAGGAUCGAAUCAAGGGAAUUCGUUGUACCCCGUAAGACUCAAGAAUAUAUUACUUUCUGUUAUUACUUUUCAUGUCUGCCAUCAUCCUCACCUUUCUUCGAACGUUGGUUGCGUAGUGGUGUUCAAGUUGUUGAGGAAUAAUAUUAUUCUGGUUUAUCCUUGUGCUUUCAGGGUAAUACAUCUUUUAUGCUUUCAUGGUGAUAAAUCUCAUUCCACCAAGUUAAUAAUCAAGGGUUGAUGUACUUUUAAAUCUCGUUCUUGUAAGUUUUUCUCUCUUCACAAAGUCCUAGCAGAAGAUGUCAAAUUUGAGUUUUCUGGCUAUCCAGUGAAACUGUCAAAGAGGUAGCUCCUGCAGAAAUCAUCCCGAUUGUUUUCAUCUAGAAACUAUCGGAACUCUGGCUUAUUGCCUGUGUUUUUGGUACUGUGAUAAAGAGUA